Topomyia yanbarensis is the source of this 874-nucleotide messenger RNA. RefSeq lists its product as uncharacterized. NCBI's taxonomy places the organism in Eukaryota, Metazoa, Arthropoda, Insecta, Diptera, Culicidae. The coding region runs from base 43 to 867 and encodes 274 amino acids. The transcript is spliced from 2 exons. The record is from RefSeq and is a predicted model, not a curated record.
UUGUCCACUAAAAAUAUAAGACAGCAAGAACAAACAUACGUUAUGAGUCAGACACCGGCUGAGCUAAAUCCGCAGCGUUCGCCUCCUUCGCGGGGUACCUCCUACUCAAAGAUACCGCGACCUACGUCAAAAGUAGAAACAGAAAAAUCUUCAAGUCCCAAACAAUCAAUUUCAAGAGUAAUAUUAGGUAUCGAUGGUCGCCCCACUUUGCCCAAGGAGCAAGACGAACAUACAUUCUUGAAUACUCGUUCUGUGAUUCCCGAUGCCUUCCUGCCGAAUCAAAUUGCUCAAAGACUUCCGCCCGUGGUUACAUUUUCAAUAGAGGAGCGGAAAGUGUUCCAGAAGCUGCUGGAUCAUGACAGAGAGCCAACCAUGACAAAUGUUGUGAACCCGGAAAAAGUAACUGCUCACGCAACGUUAUCCGAAAUAUCCAAUGACAGUCAAGAGGAUCAGUCUCGAUUUUUGGUUGGAGACAACGCUGCCAUCGGAAGCGGGAUGGAGACGUUUCCCAGUCAAGCUGUAUACAAUGUGGUCCACGAUGAAGCAAUGGUACCGGAUUCUGCUAAUGAAGAUGAACAGCGACUAAGACAGGUAACUGCCAAUAGAAGCAAUCCGAGCACAUACGAAUCGGAUAAAAAGAAGCAGAAAUGUGAGCAAGCUAGAAUACCUUGGUGUUGGGUCGCGAGCAUAUCAAUGAUGGUUUUGAUAAUGGUUUUGAUAUUGUGCCUACCUUUGAUGUUGAUAUUACUGACCUAUCGAAUGGAAUUUCUGGAGCGUAAAGUAGAGCAGUCAAUCGGUCGAAAUUUGCUCCUGUGGAUAUUUAGUACGUGGGAGCAAGUCAAAUCCUUUCUGACGGCCAACAUUUGAAAUUUUA